AUUGGUCCUUAUUUUUAUGUUCUAACCAUCAGGUACACUGCAUUUUCCGAGCUGUUGCCUCUUCUGGCAGCAGGCACCACUCCUUUGUUGAAGGUUGAAAGGAUUUGCCAAGUAAUUAACACUAGAAGCCUUGAGAUAGAGAACUAUAUCACAUUCUCCAGCCCUUUUGCCACUUUUUCCUCCAGUACCAUUGCCAGCUUUGAAGUUCGAACUCCUUCAAGAAUACACGUUGAAUUUAAGGAAGGGAUCGUGCAGCCCCCAAAGGUCAAGUCGAGCAUUGAUUUGCCAGGGUAUCUUGAUAUUUUUGGGCAGAGAAUCGACUUGUCUCCUGUGCAGCAAGCUCUUAAUCCUCUGCAAGAGGUGGUGGCGAAUGUAGCUCGUACUAUUUCUGGUCAGUCUCCUCUUAAGGUUCCCAUUCCAGGCGAGCGAACAAAAUCGUGGCUUCUUACUACGUACCUCGACAAGGAUCUUCGCAUCUCAAGAGGAGAUGGUGGCCUUUUUGUGCUUGCUAAAGAAGGGAGUCCUCUUCUAUAUCAGUAACCGACGGAUUGUGAUUUCUAAAAUAGGUAUAUUUAUAUUUAUUAUUACCCGUUUGUGUUGUUGUGUUUUUGUAUAUCCAUGAUUAAAGAAUUACUUCUUUUCUUUCGAACCAACAAGAAGAAAAUAGAGAUUCAAGUUGUCUUGAUCUUGUUCUUAAUGUUCUUUUGGUUUUGAUACAACAAAGUCAAUAUAUAGAUGAUCAAAUUUGAUUUUUUUU
This is a messenger RNA of Camellia sinensis, 757 nucleotides long. Lineage: Eukaryota; Viridiplantae; Streptophyta; Magnoliopsida; Ericales; Theaceae. The record is from RefSeq and is a predicted model, not a curated record.